GCUGAGAGUUAAUUUUUAUCUAUUAUUAUAUUUAGAGUUUUCAGUUGAACAAAAAUGGCUCCAAAGAGAAUUUUUUAUUUAUUUAAAAUAUUUCUAGUGUAUUUUAGUUUGAAUUUUGGAAGUGUCAAUGUUGGAGCCACAGAUGCCAAUGAAGGGGAUGCUGAAGCUGCAGUGAAGUGUGAUGCGUGUAUGCUGAUUGCAACCAAGUUUAGCAAAUCAUUUUCUGCUGCUGAGGAACGCAUCAGGAGUGUACGACUCUCAGACCAACAGUCAAUGGAAGCAACAGAAAGUGUUUGUGACAGUCAGUGGGUGAACUACAGCACUGUCAUGGUUGAUGGUGCCAUGAGACUUGCAGGCCCUGAUACUGGGCGGGAGGCGAGUGUGUUGGAUGGAGGAGACAAUGUGUGGUCCCACCGCCUGCAGGAUCUCUGUGAUGAGCUCCUGGCCGAGGUCACCAGUGAGCGGAUGCUAUACGAGGCCUGGGCAUCUGGUGGUGAGGAUGCCCUCGAACAUACGCUCUGCAGGGGCGUGGGUACCUUCAGUGCCUGCUCUUCUGACAACUUUGGCCCUUGGCCAGGCGAUGACGACUACGAUGAUUAUGAUGAGAAUGACGAUUUUGAUUAUGUUCACGAUGAGUUUUGAACAAACAUUGGUUACAAGGAUGCCAAUGUAUUUUUUUUUUCUAAUACAGCAUUCUAGCGUUGAUUGACUGCAAAAUAUGCACUUGUGAGUUGCAUCUUGCUGCUCGUGAUUUUAUCUGAGCCUCCUCAAAAGAGCUGUACAAAGAUUCGUUGAUCUGCUUGAUCAAAGACGCUAUUAUUAUUUUUUUGUUGUUGAAAAUCUGUGUACAAGCUGAUCUUCAGGUUGCUUUGAUUUACUCCUGGCAUUUGAUCAUGCAUUUAACCUUCAUUUUAUAAGUUAAUAGUGAAACUAUCAUUUGACAAUUUAGUAGUCAUAACUCGUAUGUCAAUAGUAAUUCCGACUCUGUGCCAUCUGUCCUACUGUGUACUUUAAAUAUGAAAAUAAUGCAUCUGUCUUCUGUUGCGGAUGACAAUUACGAGGGUCAUCUGUAAAGUAGUACCCGUUUGGUAAUUGAACAAAAGUAAGUAAAUAUUAAC
Hyalella azteca is the source of this 1118-nucleotide messenger RNA. RefSeq lists its product as uncharacterized. Lineage: Eukaryota; Metazoa; Arthropoda; Malacostraca; Amphipoda; Hyalellidae. The coding region runs from base 55 to 642 and encodes 195 amino acids. Gene Ontology annotation, biological process: regulation of B cell proliferation. The transcript is spliced from 3 exons. Gene Ontology annotation, cellular component: endoplasmic reticulum chaperone complex; extracellular region. The record is from RefSeq and is a predicted model, not a curated record.